AUGGACACAGCAGGUACAGACUCUGUCAGAACCGCAGUCACCCAGCAGGGUGUUCUUUUUGGCCAACACGAAGCCAGACUCACGAAUACCACAAGGGAGAUGGAGUUCUUAGCCAACCAAGUGGCUGAGUUGACCAACCGGAUCCAAGAGCUGCAACGAGAGGCUCCUCGGGGUGGUGCAGUUCACCAUCUUUCUCACCAUGAGCCUGAGCCCCGAUGCAAUAACCCACCACCCUAUGAUGGGGACCCCAAUUCCUGCCGGGCCUUCUUGUCCCAGUGUUCUGUGGUGUUUGCCUUGCAGCCACGCACAUACGCACUUGAGAUGUCCAAAGUGGCUUUUGUUUUGACUCUUCUGACCGGCAAGGCCAGAGACUGGGGAACCUCCGUCUGGGAGACCAAAGCUCCCUGUUGUGCUUCUUUUAAAGAUUUCCGCCAGGAGAUGGAGAGACUGUUCGACCGCUCUGCAAGAGGUCAGGAAGCGGCUGACCAGCUAGCACGGCUCCGUCAGGCGGGUCGCUCAGUGACGGACUAUGCCAUUCAUUUUAAGACUCUUGCAGCGACCUGCGACUGGAAUGAGGGGGCCUGUCGAGCUAUGUUCCGUGCUGGGCUAGAGGAUGAUAUCCAGGAUGAGCUGGCCACUCAGGACCUGCCACGUGACUUUGACGAUCUGGUUAACAUGGCGUUGCGCAUCGAGGGUCGCCUUCCUGUCUCUAUUCACCUCUCUCUAGCCACCCGUUGGGGAAUUCCUUCCAUUCCUCUUCCCAAACCUAUUCCUGCCCGUUCAUUGAAUGGCACUUUAAUAACCACUGUCUCAUAUGCCACUCCCCCUGUUAAUCUUAUAGUCUCGGGCAAUCACCGGGAGGUGACCACGCUGUACCUUCUUGAAUCCCCGAGUGCUCCCAUAGUUCUGGGGCACCCGUGGUUGGUGCAACAUGGCCCUCACGUGGAUUGGUCCAACAACUCUGUCCUGUCUUGGAGUAAGUUUUGUCUUGCGUCUUGUCUGGGUGCUGCCUCUUUUCCUGUGUCUGUGUGUCCUGUCUUGCAGGUGGAGGCUGCUGAUUUGAAGGGGGUCCCGGUGGAGUACCACGACCUGUGCCAGGUGUUUAGUAAGUCCCGGGCCACCUCCUUACCUCCACAUCGCCCUUAUGACUGUGCCAUCGAGCUCCUCCCAGGCACUUCUCCGCCCAAGGGUGCUGGGUUCUUCUUUGUCAAGAAGAAGGACGGCUCCUUGCGUCCUUGUAUAGAUUAUCGAGGCCUGAAUGACAUCACUAUUAAAAACAGGUACCCCUUGCCUCUAAUGUCAUCUGCCUUUGAGUUAUUGCAGGGAGCCAAGGUCUUCACCAAGCUAGACCUUCGGAAUGCCUAUCACCUUAUUCGCAUACGUGAGGGGGAUGAGUGGAAGACAGCUUUCAACACACCUACGGGACACUUUGAGUACCGGGUCCUACCAUUCGGUCUGACCAAUGCCCCAGCUGUCUUCCAGGCCCUGGUUAAUGACGUGUUGAGAGACAUGGUGAAUCGCUUUGUCUUCGUGUAUCUUGAUGAUAUCUUGAUAUUCUCCCCAUCUCUGCAGGUACACACUCAGCAUGUUCGCCAGGUGUUACAACGGCUGCUGGAGAACCAGCUCUAUGUUAAGGCGGAGAAGUGCGUCUUCCAUGCCCAGUCGGUUCCGUUCCUGGGGUUCGUUGUUUCUGCGGGGGAGAUCAAAGCCGACCCCUGUAAGGUAAGGGCCGUUGCCGAGUGGCCAGCUCCUGACUCUCGUAAAGCUCUGCAGCGGUUCCUGGGGUUUGCCAACUUCUAUCGGCGGUUCAUCCGGAACUUUGGUCAGAUUGCUGCACCUUUAACGGCACUCACCUCUCCCAAGGUACCGUUCAAGUGGAAUACUGGGGCACAGGAGGCCUUUGAUAGAUUAAAGUCCCGUUUUAUCUCUGCUCCUGUCUUGUCUAUUCCAGACCCUGAACGGCAAUUCAUUGUUGAGGUGGAUGCCUCCGAUGUCGGAGUGGGCGCGGUCCUAUCUCAGCGGUCGCACGAGGAUGGAAAGGUGCAUCCCUGCGCCUUCUUCUCCCACCGCCUGAGUCCCCCAGAACGGAAUUACGACAUAGGUAAUCGGGAGUUGUUGGCGGUCAGGCUGGCUUUGGGGGAGUGGCGUCACUGGUUGGAGGGCGCGGCUCAGCCCUUCCUGGUCUGGACGGAUCACAAGAACCUCGAGUAUGUCCGUUCGGCCAGGAGGCUGACCUCUCGACAGGCUCGCUGGGCCCUCUUCUUUGGCCGGUUCAAUUUCUCACUGUCUUACAGGCCCGGGUCAAAGAAUGUUAAGCCCGAUGCUCUUUCUCGUCUCUUCGAGGCUCCUGGGGGAGGGGAGUCAGCAGACACUAUCUUGCCCAAAGGGGUGGUGGUGGCAUCCCUCUCUUGGAACAUCGAGAGACGAGUAGAGGAGGCCCUACUUAAGGGGCCUGUGCCGAAGGGGUGCCCAGUGGGUAAUCUGUUUGUUCCCACCAAGUUGCGCUCUGAAAACAAGACUUCCAACGCGCCUCCCGUUGGUCUGCUCCACCCAUUGCCCAUCCCUUCCCGCCCCUGGUCACAUUUGGACCUUGAUUUUGUCACUGGCCUUCCGGAAUCCAAGGGUAACACCGUCAUUCUUACGGUGGUGGACCGUUUCUCUAAGGCGGCCCAUUUCAUUCCCCUUCCCAAGCUCCCCUCAGCCAAAGAGACUGCUAAGGAACCCGAGGCUGCGGUCCCGUCUGCUUUGGCCUUUGUCCGACGGUGUCGCCGCACCUGGAAGAGGGCCAAGGCGGCCUUGGCCCAGGCUAAUAGGCGGACUAAAGCAGCGGCCGACCGUCACCGAACUCCUGCUCCCCGCUAUGUGUGUGGUCAAAGGGCAGGACUCGGAGCCGAGCAUCUGUGCUGCGUUCUUGCCUUCAGCAAUGGGAAUGACGGCAGAGGUUGUGUUUACGCCUGGUCUGAGCACUUGUCAGGCAGUAAACGCUGCAGUGGAGGAGAUGGAUGUCAUGUUGAGGCCUAUGUGUUUGACAGGGAGUGA
Molecule: messenger RNA, 3039 nt
Organism: Carassius gibelio (silver crucian carp)
Lineage: Eukaryota; Metazoa; Chordata; Actinopteri; Cypriniformes; Cyprinidae
Exons: 6
Coding region: 1-3039 (1012 amino acids)
Molecular function (GO): nucleic acid binding
Source: RefSeq, a predicted model, not a curated record